AUGAAGGAAGAAGAGCGGAGUAAGCAACGAGAGGAAUGGUUAGGGGCUGUACAAGAGCAGUCUCAGCUUGACACAUUAGCAUUUGGUGACCAGCUCGAGGUGGCGAAACAAGUAUUUGUACAGUGUCCAGUAAACUUCAAACUUCAGGGGAAUGCAGAAACACGGUUGGAAAAUAUUGGUUAUCGCGUUGGUUUGAUUUUAGUUGAGAAAAUUGCAAAGGAUUUACCAAGGUUCAAUAGCGAACUAGAUAAAAUGAAGUUUUUAUGCAAGGAAUUCUGGACAGUUUCAUUUGGUAAACAAGUGGACAAUUUGCGCACAAAUCACCAGGGUGUUUACGUCGUCCAAGACAAUCGCUUUUUUGCAUUGAUAAGUUUUGCUGAAGGGAAACAGUACGCAGAUAAAGCUUCGAUUUAUCUUGCUCUUCCUUGUGGAAUUAUUAGGUGGAGAUAUUUGAAGUUUUACUCAAUAUUAUGA
Enterobius vermicularis (human pinworm) is the source of this 474-nucleotide messenger RNA. Lineage: Eukaryota; Metazoa; Nematoda; Chromadorea; Rhabditida; Oxyuridae. The record is from the annotation of a GenBank genome assembly.